This is a messenger RNA of Mus musculus (house mouse), 3603 nucleotides long. Its product is annotated as RIKEN cDNA 9430078G10 gene. Bases 1 to 1257 code for a protein of 418 amino acids. NCBI's taxonomy places the organism in Eukaryota, Metazoa, Chordata, Mammalia, Rodentia, Muridae. The record is from RefSeq and is a predicted model, not a curated record. The transcript is spliced from 2 exons.
AUGGAUACGGUUCUUGUCCAAGAGAGAAGUAAAAUUCCAAACACAGACAAAAUAAAAUCCCAAACGUCGUCUUCGGUAUUUCUGUGUAUUAACCCAGUAUCCAGAGAAGGGUCAGAGCGACCCGGAAAAGAGGAAACAGUUACUGAAUCAAACCUCCUCUUCUGGCUUUUACAGACUCCGCGUCCGAGGCGUCAGGGAAGCAAGACCACUCGGCUACUCCCCCAAGCUGGCGGUCAGCAGCCCCAGCCCGAGACCCGGGUCAACCGGGCCGCGGGAAACACCCUCCUCUCGGUACCCUCAGCCGGCCACAGCCGCUACCGAAGCCCAGGAACCGCGGCCGAUCAGCUGAGACCCGCCCGGCCGACGCUCCCCGCGCCGCCCGGCCCCCCGGAACGCGGGCCCCGGCCCCGGGGGGCGGAGAGGGCGGGAGCAGCGAAGCGCCCUGACCGGGGGCCUUCGGCUGCCUUUGCGUCGUCCCCUGAGCCGGGGCUCCGCGCUGCGGGACGAUCCCCCGUACACCCCCAGCUACUCCCCAGUAGCAGAGGAGGGACUCCGGGGGAUGGGCCCCCUGACGUUGCCCUUCCACGCGAAGAGCCCACUGCCCGGGAGGGAAACAACCGCGACGGGCCCGGGAACUGGAAAGGUGCUCUGCGGCCCGCCGCCGCCGCCGCCGCCGCUGCCGGGGAGGGGUGUUGUUUCCCUCACACAGGAGGAUCCGCUGAAGCAGCCGCCGCCAUUUUGAACCCGUCAGAUUCUCACAUACACACAGCUCCUCCGGCCUCACUGCGCAGGCGCCCUCUCUUCACCACCACCCCCUCCCUCCCGUCGCCUCUCCACCCCCACCUCUUUCGAGCCUCCCUGCGCGUCUUACCGCUCUCCGGGACACACGUGAACGCGCACGCGUCACUCCCCCCACCCCACCCCGCCCCCUCUACCACGGACACACCGCCGGAGCGCGCACGCGCCGAUUGCGUCGGCCUCGAAUCGCCCGCGCCCCGCGACGCCGACGCGGUUCCCCGCCCUCCCCCCCUCGCGUCAGCCCGCACGCCCUCUGGCCGGCCUACCGCCCCCGCUCCCUGCCCGCCUCCUCUCAGGUCGCCGGCUCGACCGGGUGCCUGCGCCUGCGCGCCAGUCGCGAGCCUCCUCCGCGCGCGCUCUCUCUCUCCCCCACACCCGCACACAGACACACACGCACACACAGACGCGCGCGCGCGCGCACACACACACACACACACACACUCGCAACUUCGCCGGUGACCCCGCCCACCGCCGGCCAGCUGCGCCAGCCGCCCUCCCUCCCCCACUACUCUAGGGAGGGUUGUGACCCCCGACCCCCACAAAACACAGCACCCCGCCCCAAGCAGUAGGAAGCAUCUCCCCUUCCCCUUCGAGCCACCUCUGCUGGGUGGUCAGACGGGUCACACAAACGUGGGCCAGACGGCCUGGGUCAGGGCAGCCGUUGGCCGCUUCAACGCGGGGUCCCCCGGGGUCAUGCCAUGGGAGCGGGCCAGAGCCGGGUGCUGUGCUCGGGUCUUGUCAGACCCAGGGAGUGCACGGAAAGAAGCGCCCUCCCGCCGGGCGCCCUCCCUCACGCGCCGGCCGGCCGAGGCCCACCUGCUCGCCAUCCCGGAGUAGGCCCCUGCGCCCCCCGCUGCAGGGCCUGGCCGCCCUUAGCACGGGGGGAGCUCCUGUCCGUGCAGCGAACCGGUUUCGCCUCACCCACUCCUCGCCGCUCCGAAGGGGCAGGAACCGGUAGCAGUAGCAUGUCUGUCCCGAGCUCUGUUCCCUCAGGGCAGCUCCAGACGCUUGACAAGGGAGUCCACAGGUGCUGUGCGCGACAGUGGGAUCCACGACGGCUCAGGGGUGGCAGCAGCUAGCACACCCCACUGCGGGCCGCAGGCUCCCAGGGAGGUGGCCCAGGGAGCCCCUGCUGUUGGCCACGCUCAGGUUUCCGUAGCGCCGGUGCCCUCGGCGGCCCGGGUGGGACGUGACCCCGCCCCCGGCGAGUCGGGGCACCCCCCACGGAGAGGGGCGCGGGCCGCCCCUAACCCCAGGGCCGCGGCUUGCGAGGGAGGCCCAGCCGAGAAAAUGUCUCCGGUUUGUGUGCGCAGCUUCGCGCGAGGGUCAGCGAUGGGGCAGCGGCGGCCCAAGCUGCUCGGCCCUGCCGACGAACCGGCUCCCGCGGCUCGACAGCCGCCCGACGGGCAAGCGGGCUCCGGACGUCGACGGAGCCCAGCCAGAGGUAACAGCAAUGCCAUGCGAGCAGCCCAACUGCGCUCAGGGCAGUUCCCCAGCCAAUCUCGUGCUUUGAGGCCCGUUUAAAUUGUAAAUCCCACAAAGGACGGUGGCCUGGACGCUACACAUCCAAGUGCUUGAGGUUGGCACUUUCCCCUUGCUGACUGGUGUCACAUUUUUUUCUCCCUGCCUUGGUUUCCAACUCUUCACCUUGAUUCUGAAGAGUCUGGGUUGGAAGAGGAAGACUACCGUGGUAGAGCUAUCAUAAUAACGUUCGUAAACAGCCUUCUAGGUCUUUUAGGAAGACGUUAGUGGCCGACAGUUGGAAAAAAUGAUACUUUCUUUUGCUAUCACAGUUUGAACUGGGGUAAAGAAAGACACUCCUUAAAUCCAAAGUAUUACUUAAUACAGCAAAAAGUUUUGCACACAGGAUUUUAACAGACAUUCUCUGCUGCUUUUCACAUCUUUAGUAGACAAGAGAAAGAGCUUUGUGUUUCUAAACUCGUUUUAAAACUAAACAAUGGGAAUAUAAGAUUAAACGUGUGCAUAUUACUGUGAUAGAGGUUCACAGCUCUGCAACUGCCAACAGAAACAUCUCACAACAAAAGUGAUUGGUUUGUAUGGUCUCAUUAUCUUGCAGCCAGGCACUGAGCAAAGUCACUUUAUUCUGAUACCAGUUGCUUUUCAGACUUUUUAGAGCAUUGCUUCGAAGAGUCACUGUCAGAAACUUUGCCAGAUUGAAGGCCUCUUUUGGUGUUCCAGGCUAUAGUAAAAUAUGUUUUAAACUAGUACUCUUACCCGUGUGGUGACUCACACUUGGGAGGCAAUCCUAGGACUCCACAGAGGCUGAGGCAGGAAGAGUCCCAUAAGUUAAAAGCCAACCUAUGUGGAUAAUGAAUUCAGGUCAGCUUGGCCUUACAGAGUGCAACCCUGUCUCAGAAAAAGGCGGUAGUCUUUUAUAUCCAGUGGCAGGUGUGGCCCCAAAGACAUCAGGAUUUUUGUAGCUAUAAAACAAAAAUCUCAACUACACUACAGUAGGGGAACUGACUAAACAAUACUGUCUCUACAGGCUGGCUGCCAUCUACCAAAGCAGAUGGCCCAUCGUAUUACCCCAAAUCAUAGUGGCUCUGAUGGGUAGGGGCAGAUCUGGGAGGACUACUGUUUUGCCUUUAAUCAUUCCAGAAGUCUAGAACUGGGGCAGUUCCCCAAGAAGGCCACUAGACCUUUGAACUAUGGAGCUAAAGAAAGAGGAGAUAAGUGGUUUAUGAGAAGGAAGAAAAAAAAUCCUAGAAGCCUUGAUAAAAUGGUCCCUAUCUGGAAUCAUCUGGUAUCUUAAUAAACUGUAAACUCAUUUCAGCUUUUUAUGCA